Messenger RNA from Paramecium tetraurelia, 333 nucleotides. RefSeq lists its product as uncharacterized. Lineage: Eukaryota; Ciliophora; Oligohymenophorea; Peniculida; Parameciidae. The record is from RefSeq and is a predicted model, not a curated record. The transcript is spliced from 3 exons.
AUGAUCGCAGGAUAUUUGUAAAGCAAGUUAAUUGCAAAAUCUAGCAUAUAGGAAGUGCACGGAACAGACAUGUUAGCAACUUAAGAUCGAAGAACUUCAAAAAUCUAUAUGGGUGGAUAAUCUCAGUAGCAAUUAAACCCAUUGGAUUUGGUUUAAAUCAGCAGUGCCUUACCUCAAUUUUCCUUUUAACAAAACAAUGAUCAAAGACUAUAGACUCUUUUAAAUACAAAUUAUUAAUAACAAAUUUCAUAAUUGGCCAGUCCACCAAAUAUUGAUUUAAUUAACUAGAUCAAGGAAUAAGCAAGAGUUGUGAGAUUGCAUUAUUAAGCUUGA